AUGUCUAUUGAAGAUGUCACUCCGGUGGUGAUUGACAGCGGAUCAUCAUCCAUCAAGGCUGGAUUUGCAUGUGAGACAAAACCACGUGUGGUCAUUUCAAGUGUGACUGGACAACUCAAAAAACAAAGUGAAGAGCGAAAUAAAUACCGUCCCGUCGAAAAGGAUACCCAGUUGAAAAAUGAUAUCCUCGAGAUGAGAUCGCCCAUUCAGCGAGGAAUCGUCAUCGAUUGGGAUGGAGCCACUGAACUGUGGGAGAAUGCCUUCAACAAUCUUCGCAUCACCCCGAAAUGUCAUCCGAUGCUUCUCACCGAAAGUCCAUUUACCACAAAUGCGGAUAGGGAAAAGAUGACGGAGAUCUUCUUCGAAACGUUCAACACACCCGGUGUAUGCUUUGCCAAUCAAGCAAUUAUGUCUCUCUUCGGCUCUGGACGCACCACUGGAAUUGUUAUCGAAUCUGGAGAACACGCCACUCAUGUCACGCCAAUCUACAAAGGGAAAGUCAUCACCGGGGCGGUCAGCCAUCUUGAUAUUGGUGGUCAUCAAUUGACAGAGUAUUUAACUACUAUGGUCUCCGCCGAAAGAAGCCACAUCUUUCCAAAUGGAGCUAAGCUCGAUAUGGCCCGCCAAAUCAAGGAGAACAUUGGUUAUGUGGUUCUGGACUAUGAGUUGGAACUGGCCACGUUUGCUGCAGUUGACUCUAUCAAGAGAUCGUAUGAUUUUGGAAAUGGUCGUGCAGUCUCGUUUGGAAAGGAAAUUUUCCGUUUCUCGGAAGCUAUGUUCAAGCCUUCUCUCGUCGGCAAAACAAGUGAUGGCGUUCCCGAGCUCGUUUGGAAAUCAAUCAUAAAAACCCAGCCGGACAUCGAAGAAGCGCUUCUUGGAAAUAUUUGUCUCACUGGAGGCAACACCAUGCUCACUGGAUUCAAGGAGCGCAUGGAGCACGAACUGGCUGCUCUCAUUCCUCCAUUAGUGUACUUGUUGAAGAUUUUGAAAAAUUCCAUUGUGUCAGGUUCAACCAGAUUUCAGUCAUUGCGAAAGACAAUCGCAAGUUUGCCGCUUUCAUUGGGGGAUCUGUCCUCUCUUCACUCACUAACCGCUGGAGUCAUUGGACCACUCGCCAGGAGUACGGAGAGUCUGGGGCAUCGGUUGUUCACGACCGCAGUUUGUAAUUGA
This is a messenger RNA of Caenorhabditis briggsae, 1170 nucleotides long. Lineage: Eukaryota; Metazoa; Nematoda; Chromadorea; Rhabditida; Rhabditidae. Gene Ontology annotation, biological process: mitotic cytokinesis. The record is from RefSeq and is a predicted model, not a curated record. The coding region runs from base 1 to 1170 and encodes 389 amino acids. The transcript is spliced from 3 exons.